UAGUGUCCAAUAAGAGGCGAGACACCGGAAGCCAGCCUGACUCCGUGAGUGCUUGACAUUGUUUCAGCUCUACUCACAUUAUUGCUUGUUCGCUACAUGGAACACACCCAUGUUGUGCAGGAGUGCUGCUCUGAGAGCACUACCACUGACCUGCUGUAGGCGCUGCUACAGGAAUACCCUCCUCUUUCCCCCUCUCACCUGUUUCUCUCCCCCUUUCACUUCCUCCCUCUCUCCCUCUCUGUCAUCUUCCCUCUCAAACACCAGCAGCUGUAGGACUCCUCUCUCUCCUCCUCACCCCCCUCUCAUCUCUCCCCCCUCCAUCUCUCGCUCCUUCUCUCAUAGCCCUCGUCCAACCGGCCCGAUGGACCUACAGGAGGUUCUGAAGGUUCUGGAGCAGCUAGCUCCCCUGUCAUUGGCUGAGUCAUGGGACAAUGUAGGCCUAUUGGUCCAGCCCAGCAAGGCUCGGCCUAUCAGAACCAUCCUGUUGACCAAUGAUCUGACAGAGCCUGUUAUGGAGGAAGCGGAAGCCAUGAAGUGUGACCUCAUCGUAUCCUAUCACCCUCCACUGUUUCGGCCAAUAAAACGUCUGGUGCAGGGAGAUUGGAAGCAGCGAUUGGCUGUGCGGGCAGUGGAGGCGGGCAUGGCGGUGUUCUCUCCCCACACCUCGUGGGACAGCGUGGACGGAGGAGUAAACGACUGGCUGGUGGGAGGACUGGGUAGUGGCCGGGUGUCGGUGCUGAGUCAAGCGCUCGCUAGCGCCCCCCAGAGACACAGACUGGAGUUUGAGGCCAGCAGUGAGGAGGAACUGAGGGCUCUGAUGUCAGAACUGAAGCAGGGAGAGAAAGGAGCUCUCCUUCAACACUCAGUCACAAGCUUGGAGACUGGGGGCUACCGAGUGUGUCUGAGCUGCCCUGACUCCGAGCUGCCCCCUGCUGUUCAGACGCUACUACGACACCCUGGUCCCAAUCAGUCACUCAGCAUCCUGCAAACACAAAAGCCUCCUCUUCCAGGCCGUGGCGCAGGGCGACUCUGUGUUUUGGAUCAGCCGGUCACCGUAGCAACAGCUGUCCAGAAGAUGAAGGUCCACCUGGGUCUGAGUCACCUGCGUCUGGCGCUCGGAGCACAGAGACACCUGGAGUCCAUGGUGUCCACUGCAGCAGUGUGUGCUGGGUCUGGAGCAUCAGUGUUAGAUGGAAUCAGAGCAGACCUCUACAUCACAGGUGAAAUGUCCCAUCAUGAAGUCUUGGAUGCAGUCGCCAAGGGAACCUGCGUCAUCCUCAGUGACCAUAGCAACAGUGAGCGUGGUUUUCUGGCGGUGUUCAAGGAGAGGCUGGCAGUGUGCCUUCCCGACUCGGUUAACGUGGUGACGUCCCGGGCCGACAGAGACCCACUGGAGGUGGUCUGAACCCGCCCGCCCGCCGUUACCAUGACUUCAACGGUUGUUGUCAACGGCGAUGACGACGCAAGAAAUAAUUCACUGUGUAUGACUGAGGAUUGAAGACGAUUGUAUCUGUCUGAUACGAUAUGUCUCCCUGAUACGAUAUGUCUGUCUAUCUGAUAUGAUAUGUCUGUCUGAUAUGAUAUGUCUGUCUGAUACGAUAUGUCUGUCUAUCUGAUAUAUGUCUGUCUGCUUUUCAAUAAAGUUUCCCAAGUACCAACAUG
Molecule: messenger RNA, 1662 nt
Organism: Hypomesus transpacificus
Lineage: Eukaryota; Metazoa; Chordata; Actinopteri; Osmeriformes; Osmeridae
Gene: nif3l1
Product: NIF3 NGG1 interacting factor 3-like 1 (S. cerevisiae)
Exons: 7
Coding region: 110-1405 (431 amino acids)
Cellular component (GO): mitochondrion; cytoplasm
Source: RefSeq, a predicted model, not a curated record